Messenger RNA from Maniola jurtina (meadow brown), 10071 nucleotides. It is a transcript of the gene pcx, whose product is annotated as pecanex-like protein 1. Lineage: Eukaryota; Metazoa; Arthropoda; Insecta; Lepidoptera; Nymphalidae. Gene Ontology annotation, cellular component: endoplasmic reticulum; membrane. Gene Ontology annotation, biological process: endoplasmic reticulum organization. The transcript has 26 exons. Bases 348 to 8771 code for a protein of 2807 amino acids. The record is from RefSeq and is a predicted model, not a curated record.
UCAAAGUGAAUUGAAUGAAAUGUCAAAAAUGGAAAGUUGUUUCGACAAUUUUUGCUAAAUUAUUUCGAAAACCCAAUUUUAAAACAAUAAAUUAUGCAUAAAAACAUCAAUAUAUUGCUAACCCGUGGUAGUCUAACGUAAAUAUUUUAUGUACCGUGCGUUAUCACAACAAUAGAUGUCAAUAAAGUCUGUUUUUGCGUGUACUAUGUCAUCCAAAAUGGCAGGGAAGACGAAGAACUUGUGUUUGGACAUUAGCUGAUGUGAGAUGCGAAUAAUAGUGAAUAGUUACCAUUGACAGUGUUGUGUGGGUGUGAGUUGAACGCGGAAAUGCGGACAUAGCGUGUACAAUGGGUUCGCAGACUUUGGAGAUACUACGCCAGGGUAUUUGGGCAUCUUUGACUGGUGGAUGGUUCUACGACCCUCACCAGAACCUAUUCUGCAACACAGUACACCUGUAUAUUUGGCUGUUCCUGCUAUGUCUCCCGUUUUCUGUUUACCUGUACUUUCCGCCGGCAAGCCUUGGCUGGUUGAUCUACUGUGCUCUGGUGGCCGUUCUCUUCACCGCCCUUAAGCUGAUCAACCACGGUCUGCAUCACAUGUACGACACUAACGAGCUCAUUGUGGUGCAGUCGACAGACGAAACCGGGAAUUCUAAUGAAAACACCGCUCUGUUGUCGUGCCGCAGGGCGGACGCGGGGCUGGAGCUGCAGACGCUGGCGCCGCACAGCGACAACGACUCCGUCAACUCCUUCGAGUACCACAAGCCCGACAACAGCACCAUAGAUUUAAAAGUGGACGUUCAUCGUAAGAAUAGUUCAGAGUCAAGUGUGGAAGACAGUGCGAUGUCAGCAAAACAGCCGGAACCUGUGGCUACGACCAAAUCCGAUCUAUGCGUAGUUCAAACUACAGAGGUCGCUUCAGGUCCAUCGAAAGCCCGUCCAACGAGAAACCGGUCGAAGUCCGGCCACAGGAGGGAACACAGGGUUAAAGUCUGCCGAGGGCACGGACGAAUCGACGAACUGAUCGUCGAAGAGCUGAGGAGUCCGAGAAGAGAGGCCAACGUGCCGUUACACGUGAUCGCAGACGAAGGCUCCUUCGCGAAAGUUAGCAGACGAUACCACGAGUGCCCACAUCGACACGGUUCAAGCAACAGGGACUUCUUUAAAGAAUGGCUUUACUUAGAUGGCACAGUCGCGGUCGGGGAACCUUACCAGUCGAAAUAUGCGCGCCAACUUAGUUCCGACUCCAGAGAUAAUUCAGAACCGAGCGUGGGACCACCUUCGCCGAAGAAAAGGAUAGCGCAACGACGAAGAUACACGAACUACCAUGACGAAAGUUGCACGAAAUCCGCGAUGGCCUUAGCGACGGCACAAUCAUCAAACAUGAGGAGGAAUUCCAAUUCAACAAUGUCCACUAUACAGUUGCCAUUACUAAACUCUACAGCCCAACUAGUCUCUCACAUGAGAAGGCAUUCUAACAAUGCAGAUACUGGUUUCUUUGCCAGCGUAGAGUUAGGUGAAUAUAUGAUGGUGAAAGCUGAAGCUCCAGCGGGCGAUGCCGAGAAGAAUAAAGGCAAAAGCCCCGGCGUGAGGCGAAUUAAAAGUGCGGCGUUAGAAAUAGGGUGCCCUCCACCGAGUGUUUCAAAUCUGUCGCCCCAUCCCAACAGUGCAGAGACGAUAGGCGGCCAAGUGCUUAAAAAUCCUAAAAGUGCUGUUAUUCCACCACCUAGUAAAUGCUUAACGCGCGGACCCCAUUUGAAUCUGUACCCGAAAACCGAAUCUGGGGAAGGCUGCAGUUAUCCUUACCUCACAUAUGGUUCAGAAAUUGUUUAUCCCAUUGCUGAAAUAUCGGAUGAAAUGCAAACAUCUCAAAAGGAGACUGAUUUGGAUUCCAGUGGAGAUAGUUACAGCGAAUAUGAGGAUGAGAAACAGUUUCGCGGCUUCGACUGGGAAGCUGAACAGUCUCCGGCUAUGCGUUCCAGUGAUUCUGAUUACGAAAACAAUGGCUCUAGGUCACCUUUAUUAGACAAAGUGAACGAUGUUAGAGUAGUACGAUCGAAAAACCAAAUCGAUUGUAAUAAAAAACAAUGCUGCGAUAGGCAUCAAAACACUAAACACUAUGCAGAGUGUCCUAACGAAAAAUCAAAGCCGGUCAGGUUAAAAAAGCUUAUAAAAAACGAAGCACGGCUCGAUAGACUGACGAGCACGUGCGACUGUAAAUAUAACCCGAAUAGCGAAUAUUAUGAUAAAGCGAGUGCUAGUUCAAAAGAUUUUCUAAUAGAGAAAUCGAGUUUAGAAUCGAAUGAGAAUGGAGGUGAAAAAGAACUUGAAAAAAAGCCUAUAAAAAGGAAACUUUGGGACCACGACAUAUCCAACACGAGUAGCAGCAGUAGUGAGAUGGAAAGACCGGAAGAUGGCGGCAAGUGUGAAAAAAGUAAUGCGCCUGAAACUGAGGAGUCACAACUAACAUGUGACAGUAAAAGUGCAGAUGAAAGAAGUGUAUACAGUUUGGAUUGGUUGUUCGAAGAGGCUGACUCUCAAGUGGUUUGCUGCACAGAAAGUUUAGGACCAGAAGAGGUCUUACGCCAGAAACUUGCUAACGCCUUGGGCGAAUCAUCAUCCAAUGUUCCAAAAAACUUAGGAGCCAUACCAAAGCAAAUAAAAAACCUCGCCCGCUCACGAGCUUCCUCCCAAAAGGAGAACAAAAUGAGAGAUUCUAGAAAAGAAAAAGAUGAAAAUCAAGCUGAAGAAAGAAUAUUGAUGGAUGCAGUGGAAGCUCAAGCUGCUUUGGUUCAAGGGUUAGAAUGUCUAUUCGCAGCCACCAACGCGAAUACUGUAGUGAUGCCGUCCACGAACAGGGAGGAGAGGCCGCGGAGCCACAGGCCGAGCAUCAGAGGUGACAGGGACAGUUUGCACAAAACUCGAAAACGUUCCAUAGAGGAAGUCGCACAAACAUCGACAAACACAUUACUUCCAACCUCGAUGCCUUUAUUAGCAGCUUUCUUGAACUCUAGAGUAGAAUUUACGCCUUGUUGUGUACCGGACACCCCUCCGCCCGCGCAAGCUGGACAUUCCACCGAAGACGGGCCACGCCUGAGGCCUUUGAUGGAUAGAAACCACAGAAAUAGAGUUAGGAAAAUCAAACGAUCAACGCGCCAGCGAAACAAUCCGGCACAACAGCAAAACAAUGCAGAUAAAAAGGAAAAACCAUCCACUUCGGAAAAUUCUAAUACAAAUAACGUUCAUUUUGCGACAUCCUUUGAAGAUACGACUGACGGAGCGAUACAUUGCUUUAUGGAUGAAUACGGCAACUGGAUGUCCUAUACUUUUGAUAAAAACAGCUGUGGUCGAGCCCAAGCACAACCCAUUCCGUUGCCAGAAAAAGAAGAUGUUCCAAGAACUAGCAAAGUGAAAGUCAUUGAAAAUCCCGAUAACUCGCACGAGACCGCUGGCGAAGGCAGCUGCGGUUCCCUAGAAUCGGAGGCCCCGAAUAGUGAAAGUAUAACAAAGACAAAAAGGGGUGAUAGUAUAGACCAAAGUUCUUCCAACCAAGGGAGCAACAAUCCAUUACUGUCGAGUAACAACAACGUAUCAGCCGUUGCUCCUAUCGGUGCGAAUAGUAUCAAUAAACGUUUUUACGUCUUCGAUGGAGGAACUGGCUCGCACUCUGAUCAGCCGAAAUCGCCAGUCGCCAUAGUGACUGAUAGUUUUUUAGAGCAAAUCGAGGCAGAACGACAGUCAAGGAUGGGACUCCCAAGCAUGCAUAUCAAUUUCUUAAUGAAUCAACAACGAGCGCAGCACCAGGCUCAACAGCAAGCUGAAAGUACAUCCAUACACAUGCCGAGCUUAAUGCCUUCGAUAGGUGAAGAGAGCUUGGAAAUAAACAUCAGGAGUAAAUUGUCCAAACUGAUGGACGACCUGGACAAAUCGAAUAAACCAAAAUCGAAAAGCUAUUACAAGUUCAAGCUUUCAAAGUGCCUAGAGGUUAAAGUUGCGAUGGAUAGAUUAAAACUGAUGGCUCUGUUCGACAGGAAUUUAACAUUUAAAGAGACGUUUGUUUCGAUAAUGCUAGCCAUUUCGGUUGCGGUAUUAGGUUCGAUGGUGCUAAAUUUAGGUUUCUACAGGGACAUUUACGCGUUUUGGUUCUGUUUCAUAAUGGCUGGGAGCCAGUAUUCAUUGCUCAAGAGUGUUCAACCGGAUUCGGCGUCACCAGUGCACGGAUUUAAUAAAAUGGUUGUGUUUUCGCGACCGGUCUAUUUUUGUUUAUGUACCGCCAUACUUUGCGUGGUGCAUGGCCAACUACAGGAAAUCACACCUCCAGAAGACUCAAGUAUACGUACCAAAAGAAGUGUAGAUGAAAGCAAACCCAUGACGAUAUACGGUUUCGAAUUAAACGAACGAGAUUUUUUAUAUGUGAUUCAAGAAAUACUAUCUAAGUUCCUAUUAUUUUUUCCUUUAGCAUUCAGUUUGGGGCUGUUUCCCCAAGUGAAUACGUUCCUGAUGUACUUAUUAGAGCAAAUAGAUAUGCAUGUUUUUGGGGGGAAUGCCACUAGUAGUUUAAGUGCGGCAGUGUACUGUGUUGUUCGGUCAUUGGCAGCCAUCGGAGUUUUAUACGGGUUCGCGUACAGUGGAUUGGUGGAAGGGAAGAAGUCUCAACAUCAAAAGCACAACAUCCUCUUUUCCAUAUUCUGUGGACUGCUAGUACCGAUAGCGUAUCAUUUAAGUCGAAGUGCGAGUGACUACACUCUGAUUUGGAAUUUAAUAAAGAAGCAUUUAUUACCACCUGAGCUUUAUGUCGUUCACACGCCUGAAUGUACACCAGAAUCUGAGAAAAACGAUCCAACCACUCUGACUGAAGAAAAGAAGAACAAUUCAGAGAGUAAUAUAUCGAAACAGAAUUCGAUUGGAAGUUCCGCAUCUAAGAUAAAUUUUAGUUCCGAAACAAACAUUGCUAGGAAUCAAAAAAGAUCUCAAGCAUCUAGUAUAAAUUCUUUAAAAAUGGAUCCCAGAGGUGAUACGAUGAAUUCUACAACGUCUCUCAAAGCUGAUCGUUCCGAAGCUCUAACGGAAGGUGAAGAUAAGAGUCGGGAUUCUAAUACAUUGAAUUCUAACACAAAUAAGCCUGAUAAUGAAAAACCUGAUGAGGAUAUGGAGGACCCUUUGCCGAAGAAGUUGCAAGCGACAGUCAACGCGAGGCUGAAGAACGAUGUAAUAGUCUGCACAUUUCUUGGUUUAUUCGUGUUUGGACUUCAUUGCACGACAGUCUUCACAACAUUGAGGCCGCAACUUAAUACGGUGCUAUGGAUAAUAGCGGGUAUCCUGGGAUGGGUACUCCACUACGUGACGCCUCAGCUUCGCAAGCAGCAGCCCUGGCUCUGCCUCGCCGGGCCCGUGUUCAAGCAACACGAGCAUGCGCAGUUUGAAGUCACUGAGCCGGCUAAACUUAUGAUUUUUGAGAAGAUAUUCGUGUACCUGUGUUUUCUGGAACGCAACGUGCUAUACCCAGCCGUGGUCAUCGCGGCCACGACGCAAGACGCGCCCGCCAUUGCGGCCAAAUAUGGCGACGCGGUCGGCGCGCUCAUCAUCUGCGUGUGCGCUUUGAAGUGUCUUAGGAAUGCAUACUCGGAACCGGACAGCCAGUAUCUGAUACUAGUGUUCGCGGUUCUGUUGUUCCAACGAGAUCUCAGCAGCCAGAAAGUGUCGGAGACUUUCCUUGUGGACUACUUCAUCACUGCCAUUAUAUUCAGCAAGGUUUAUGAAUUUCUGUUGAAGAUUCAAUUCGUAGUAACGUACAUAGCCCCGUGGCAGAUCACGUGGGGCAGUGCGUUUCACGCGUUCGCACAACCCUUCUCUGUCCCACACUCGGCCAUGCUCUUCUUACAAGCGGCCGUGUCUGCGCUCCUGUCUUCUCCCCUCACACCGGCGCUUGGCAGCGCCAUAUUCAUGACGUCAUACGUCCGUCCAGUCAAGUUUUGGGAGCGCGACUACAACACGAAACGGGUCGACCAGAGCAACACCAGGCUAUCUUCGCAACUGGAAAGGAACUUGGGGGCAGAUGACAACAAUCUGAACUCGAUAUUCUACGAGCAUCUAACUCGUUCGCUGCAACACUAUCUAUGCGGAGACUUGAUGCUGGGAAGGUGGGGGCAAGUGCAACAGGGGGACUGUUUUGUGUUAGCGUCGGACUAUCUCAACUGUCUGGUGCAUAUUGUGGAGAUGGGGAACGGGUUGGUGUCGUUCCAACUGCGAGGAUUGGAGUUCCGGGGGACGUAUUGCCAACAGAGGGAAGUGGAAGCCAUAUCCGAGGGCCCAGAGGAAAGUAGUGAGGGCGUUUGCGGGUCUCGCUGGCUGUGCGGAGGGCGGGUGCUGUCCCCGGGCGCGUGGUGGGCGCUGCGCUGGCUGGCGUGGCAGCUCGCGGCCGCGCGCUACGUGCUGGAGGGGUACUCCGUCACCGACAACAGCGCGGUCUCCAUGCUGCAGGUUUUCGAGUUCCGGAAGGUUCUACUCAGCUACUAUGUCAAGAGCAUAAUCUACUACACAAUACACUCGCCGAAACUAGAAGACUGGCUAUCAUCGCCCGAACUAGCCGAGGCACUCAAACCGAUGAGUGAGCGAUCAUUCGUCGAUUUGGACCCAAUUUUCAACGUUAAUCUUGACGAGGAUUAUGACUUUAGAGCGUCCGGAAUUACUAAGAGUAGGUUCUGCGCAAUAUAUCAGGAGUGGAUAGUGCACUGCAGCGCGCGGCGCGGGGGAGGCUGGCGCAGACGGGCCUCCGCGAGAGACUCUCCCCUUGUCACCCUUUGCUUUGCGCUCAGUCUGUUGGGACGGAGGGCAUUAGCGGCUGCUCAGCAUCUCUCCGCUUCCAGCGUGGAGUUCUUUCUAUAUGGUCUGCACGCACUGUUCAAAGGCGAUUUCCGCAUCACGUGCGCGCGUGACGAGUGGGUUUUUUCCGACGUUGCCCUUCUUCAUUCUGUGCUGGCGCCCGCAGUGCGAAUGGCACUUAAACUACACCAGGACCAUUUCAUGUUCCCCGAGGAAUAUUGCAGCAGUGCUGCUUUAUAUGGCGCCAUAUCGUCGCACGCGCAGAGACUCGUCAUAUGCCACGAGGCCGCGCCUGCCUGGCGAUACAACGUGCUACGCGGUGCGCCUCAUCUGCUCGCUUUCAGACACGUAAUGGACGAAGGCAACGACGACUACAAGAUAAUAAUGCUGAACAAGCGCCACCUUGGGUUCCGCGUGAUCAAGCUGAACCGUGAGUGCGUGCGCGGGCUGUGGGCGGGCCAGCAGCAGGAGCUGGUGUACCUGCGGAACAGGAACCCCGAGCGCGGCUCCAUACAGAACGCGAAGCAGGCUCUACGUAACAUAAUCAAUUCGUCGUGCGACCAACCGAUCGGGUACCCGAUCUACGUGUCGCCGCUCACCACGUCGUACGCCGACACGUCGCCGCAGCUGUGCUCGCUGGUGGGCGCGCCGCUCACUGUCAGCUCCAUACGGGACCAUCUUGUUGCUCUGUGGCGGAGGAUACGACGUCGUUGCGGCGAGGGUUGCUCGAGCGGUGCAUGCGAGGCCGCUACGGCGGAGGCGGGGCGCGCGCCUUCCAGAAAUGUUCCUCCCGCGGCCCCCACUAGGGGGUCCUUGGCCUCGCACGCGUCCCACGCCGCCUCCCUUGCUGGAACCCGCGGUAGCUUGUCGAGCGCAGGUAAACCGACUUCGUCUACACUCGCGUCCCUCGCUGGCUUGUUGAGGGAACAUUCACACGAGCGGUCUCAGGAAGAGCCGGUGUAUAUUACGUGUGCGGACGUGGCGGAGGCGGCGCGGCGGCGCGGCGACGAGCGCGGCGCGCGCCGCGACCGCAACCUGCGCGCGCGCACACAGCCGGGCAACCGAAGUCGCUUACGCCGUGACUCGCGCUUGCCGGCGUCGUUCCGGCUCCUGGCCGUGUCGGACACGCUCCGGCCGCCCGACCACGCCGACCCGAGGCACGGGGACGACGGACAGGGUUCUGCUGGGGGCUGGGAGUGCGGCUGGCGGGAACAGCCGCGACGCGCCGCUAGUGCUAAGGUGUCAGGCACCCGCGCGUCGCGGGACUCCCGCGGCUCGGGCUCCGGCUCGUCCCUGGAGGAGGCCGGCGCGAGCGGCCUGGACGUGUCGCUGCCGGACUGCAAGAUCAUCGCCAACAGGAACGCCAGGCAAGCUAGCUUCACCAGAUACUUCAUAAAUGAGGGUACAUCUAAAGAUCUGUCAAAGGUCACCAAGGAAAUACGUCACGAAAGAGAAAGCUACCGCGACCUUACAGGAAGGUACAUCGAGAAGCCUGAAGUCAUACCUCUGAAGGAAACGCACUACUCUGACAUUUCUAACAAAGAAUCUAUCUUAAAGAAAGAAACGAAAAAGGACCCUAAACCUAAGGAGAUAAAGACUAAAAUUAAACGAUCGGACUCAGGGAAAAGUGAAUUAAAAGUGAAUAUAAGUGUAGGUAGUAAAGUGUUGAUAGUUGAACCUUUGGGUGUCUAUGAUUGUAUAAACUUGGGGAGGCGGAUCGAUGUGCUGUGGCCUUCGGAAUACCAGAGAGAAAGAGGAGGGAGGAACUAUUGGGGCAGUUGGGUGCCUCAGGCUGGGAUGGAUGGAUUGGUGGUACACAAAUGGACGCCAAGCCACCGGGACCCAAAGUUGCGAUCUCAUGUGGACAAGAGCAUCCUGUUAUUGCAAAUCGACGACAGAUUCGUUCCCAUUGCGGAGAGCUGCGUGCAGGACCUCGGCGACGAAGUGUAGAUGCACCUUUACAUUUUAAACGCAUAAUAAUCCUUCCGACCAAAUUUCGGCCAUGCCGGCCAAUCUAUUUAGAGAUUAGCCAACUGCGUGGGAGAUAUAGUACACGUACGUGCGAAAAUACAGUUGCUCUCUCUCCCUCACUAUAGCCCGAUGGGACGGAAAUCCGACACGACCAGAGAGAGAUUAGACCAUGGACCAACGGCUUCGCGUACUCACUGAGCGAGGUAUAGGAUGCAAUCGCAUAUUACACUCACAGCGUCAUAGACAACAGAUUCGUUCCCAUUGCGGAGAGCUGCGUGCAGGACUUGAAGUGUAGAUUCGCCCUUCACAUUUUGAACGCAUAGUAAGCUCACGGCGUGAGACGACGCCGUAUAUGUUUAUUGACGAGCCGGCUUUACGGUUGCAGUGAAAAUAUGAAAACAACCAAUAAGAUCUCAUGCACAACUUAAAAGCUAUCGAAAAGCGUACUUUUAUCAGAAAUAUUUCGGUCGCACUCGCUCUGUGAAUGUUAGAAGAGUACGUCCGAUCCGGCAACAUUUGGGAACAGAAUGUAUGAUCAGCAGUGUUAACCUUAACAGACCAGCCUACUAAUUCGCUAACUCAGUGUCUGAAUUAUAGCCAUCCAGCUCAUUUGACAUUUAUUUUUAAUCCAUCAAAGGUUUUCUAUGAAUAAAUAUUUUAAUAUCACACAAUGAAGCAGCAAUGUAGAACCAACCAAUGUCAAAUGAGCUUGAUGGCUAUCAUUCAGUGUUAGACUGAAUUAGCCAAUCCCAAUUUCUUUAGACUGAUAAUUUCAUAAUGUGUGGCCGGCCAAACCAAAUUGAGAAUUGUGAUUUUAAUUCACUAUAAUAUAAAUUUAUACUAAAAUUAAGACUAAAGCUCGGACUAGACCAAAUACCUAUACUGUAAUAUUAUUGAUUAGUAAAAAAAAUAUGUUUUGGAUACAAAUUUUGUUGUACACUAAAUUUUAAUAAAAAAAAAUUAAAAGAUGGUUUUUAUUUUAGUUUUGUGUAGAACAGAAUUUAGUAUGGUUGAGUCAGGAUUAAAAACUCCUUAUGUAUUUAAUUGUUAGGAAAUAUUAUGGCCGGUUCUUGGCCUAUGUUGUGAUUUCGAAUUAUGUACUUUGAUUUCCUGAUGGAAUAAGAGUAAAAAAUAUUACAAUCAUGUAAAAUUAAAGUGUUUGUAAAAAAAUUCUUCCUUAUUAAUCUUGAGUUAUGGCUUGCUUGUUUAGAAAUUAAAAUCAUUUAAAUGUGGUGUUAAAGCAAAAAAAAAAAAAAUUGUGAGCUUAAUUAAAAUAAUC